AUGCCUGAUAUCGAAGAUUUGCUGCUUCCUCACAUCCAUGAGCUCAAAACCUAUCAGGGUGUUUCGCCCAGCGAAACGCUGGCAGAGCAGGCCGGCAUCUCGUUGGAUAAGGUGAUUCGGCUUAACGGCAACGAAAAUCCCUACGGCCCUUCCCCGCACGUGGCCGAAGCGUUGGGAAACUUCCGCGACUACAACCAUUAUCCGGACCCUGCCCAGCGUAACCUGCGGGCAGCGUUGUCCGAAUACCUGGGCGUUCCGGAUGAAAACAUAGUGGCGGGCAACGGCAGCGACGAAAUCAUCGACCUGCUGAUGCGGAUGUUCCUUGCUCCGGGAGAUGAAAUCAUCAUUCCGGUACCAACAUUCGGCAUGUAUUCCUUUUCCGCCGAUGUGGCCGGAGCCAGGGCGAUUUCGGUACGCCGCAAUGAUGAUUUCGAUAUAGACAUCGAGGCUAUCACGGGGGCGAUCACCCCGCGCACCAAGGCUAUCUUCUUCCCGAGCCCCAACAACCCCACCGGCAAUCUGGUGUCGGAAGCGCAAUCUCGGGCGUUGCUGGAAACCGGGUUGCUGGUUGUGGCCGAUGAAGCUUACUACGAAUUUUGCGGCCAAACUUUGAUGCGCCUGCUGCCCGAAUAUCGGAACCUCGUCGUGUUGAGAACCUUCAGCAAAUGGGCUGGCCUGGCUGGCCUGCGUAUCGGCGCUGGCGCCAUGGAUCCCGAUCUGGCGGCCACCAUGAUGGGAAUGAAACCGCCGUACAACGUCAAUCUUGCCGCCGAAAUCGCGUUGCUGGCCUCCCUUGCCGACACCGGCAAGUUGCUGUCUCGCGUAGAAUCCAUCGUUGCCGAACGAUCCCGGCUCUACGAACUGUUGGACGGUAUCCCCGGAAUUGAACCCUGGCCGUCGCAGGCUAAUUUCAUCCUUUGCAAGAUGCCGGAUGGUCGCGGCCUCGAUGUUUACGAGGGAAUGUGUCGGCGCGGUGUUUUCUUGCGCUACUUCGACAACGAUCUGCUGCGGGACUAUAUCCGGGUCAGCGUUGGCAAACCUGAGGAAACCGAUGCAGUAAUCUCCGGUUUCAGGGCUGUAUUGGGCGUGGAUGACUGA
This is a messenger RNA of Geodia barretti, 1098 nucleotides long. Lineage: Eukaryota; Metazoa; Porifera; Demospongiae; Tetractinellida; Geodiidae. The record is from the annotation of a GenBank genome assembly.